Molecule: messenger RNA, 3009 nt
Organism: Peronospora farinosa
Lineage: Eukaryota; Oomycota; Peronosporomycetes; Peronosporales; Peronosporaceae
Source: the annotation of a GenBank genome assembly
AUGGAAAACCAGCCUUUACUUGCUAACACUUUGCGCUAUGGCAGCGUUCCUGAGUCCGUUGCUGGAAAAGCGAAAGCCGCGUCCCAGAUCAACACAUUCGAUGUCUGUAAUGCCCGUGACAUUGAGCGCAUGAGUCGUCACUUGGACAAUGGGAAUCUCGGCGCUGCCAUCGACACCUUCAUGUGCCUAGUUUCGAUAGUUUUUUCUGGUACAUACGUCGCCAAUACGUAUAUCCCUUACAAUAGUAUGCCCCAUUCGAUCUGGGUCGUCGAGUUGAUCUGCGCGUCGCUAUUUACCAUUGAUUUUUCUUUUCGAGGCAUUUAUCUAGCUGCUAAUCGACGUCAAGAGUAUUUACUAUCACUAACAACAUUUCUUUACCUCGUAAACAUUUUGCCGGUACUUCCAGCCUCUUUCUUCAUCCGCUACCAUACUUUUUGGUACGGUGAGUCAUUGUGGCGCUUUAUCUACCCCUUGCGCUUUGCCAUGUGCUAUCUCACCGGUAAAGCAGUGCUGAGCCGCUGUCACGCUUACCUGAACCCGGUGCAUCAGUUCGCAUUCUUGUGCUACUUGCAAAUUAUAUGUAUCCUGUUGGGUGCUGCUGGGAUCAUUCAAGUCGCUGAGACAAUGGAUGGCACACUCUCGGUCAAGAAUCUUGGUGAAUGGACCUUUUUCAACGCGUUCUUUAACUCUGUCAUGACAUUUGUGACGAUUGACAAACCGCCGGCGGAGACCAAUCUGUCAAAAAUCUUUGUGGGCUUGCUCGUCUGCGUCUUCAUUUUAGUCAUCCCGUACCAGAUUUCGAGCGUUAUGGACUUAAGCAACUCCAUCUCACCGUAUGAGGAAGCUAGCUACAAACCUUCUUCUAACAGCCCGCAUGUUGUGCUGUGUGGAGAUCUCACUGCUUCUCGCAUCAGCCACUUCUUUCAUGAAAUUUUCCACAACGAUCACGAUUUUGUUGGCAUCCAUGUUGUUGUGCUGAGUGAGGACCCUCCGGCUACGUCACUUAAAGCACUGCUGCUGGACCCAUUCUUUGCGAAGCGCGUUUGGUUUGUCCAGGGAUCAUUGCUUGACGUUGACAAUGCGAAGCGCGCGGCUUGUGACACUGCAAACGCCAUUUUUAUUUUGACGAACCCCGUGAGCGAUCAAGAAACUUCGAUCAGCGAUCACCGCACUUUGAUGCGUGUGCUUGCGGCUAGACGCCAGGCUCCGAAGGCGCGCGUUUUUGCGCAGCUUAAUCGAUCCAUUCACUGUCAGCUCGUUCGCGACAUGGGAGUUCAGAAUGUGCUUUGCCUCUCGGAGGUUACGAUGUCGCUGCUUGGCCAAAACUGCAUUUGUCCCGGCUUCUCAACUUUCAUGUACAGUAUCACGUCAACUUCCAGUUUUGAUGACGACAACAACGAAGGCCUUGGAAGCGAUGCUAAGCUUAGAAACCGUUCUACAGCUGUUGAUAAUGGCAAAGGUUCUUGGGUGGACAAAUAUUUGCUAGGAGCGAGCCACGAGGUUUAUGUGGUCGAAUUGCCGCCGACAUCGGUGAUUGAGGGCAAAACUUUUUCUGAGUUGGCUUCACUUGCUUAUUCACACUGCAAUGGAAUUAUUGUUUUUGCUGUUGCCGAUGGUCCCCGGGGCAAAGUGGUUCUCAACCCUGGUGAUUCGUACACUUGCGUGGGUGGCGAGACGGCUUACGUGAUUGCUCAGACCCAGGGUGCCGCCAAUGCCUUGACAGAACUGAAAAUUAUGUCGAUGCCGUUGGCAUGGCGAGCAAUGCAAGUUUCGUACCAUUCCUCACUUGUGCGCAUUGAAACAAAUGGUUCUAGUGAUGGUCAGGAUGCAGAAGCUCCUCUUCAACGACGCCACGCACGGUUUGUAAACUGGCAGUUUGAGGAUAAUGAAAACCCGGAGCCUGAGCAAGAGACAGAGACAGAAGAAAAGGAAAAGGACGAGAAUUUAUCUUCAACAAAAAACGCCUCAAAGUCUGUUAAAGAUGCUGUUAUCAAUGACGUGGAAGAACUCGGCGUAGGAGCCACUCCCAUCGUGAUCUGUAUAACCACAGAAUCGACUUUUGCAAAUGAUCUGGAGCAUCUUAUCGGUCCUCUUCGCACUCGCUCUUUGAAACAGUACUACCCAGUUGUGAUCCUAUCGGCAAAGCUCCCUGAUGAUGAUAUCUACGAUGGUUUCAGCCACUUCCCUGAUGUCCACUUCGUCGUUGGCGACCCAUACCGUCACAAAACCUUAUACAGAGCAGGCGUUCUCGAUGCUCAUCGCGUAUUGAUUUUGAGUACUUCAGCUUCAGCGUCAGACAACGGCUCCGAAUUGCUGCAGGAUGCGGAAUCUAUCGCGCUGCACAAGUUUAUCACAAGUUUUAUCGGUGUGAAGAAGGCACCGUGCGUUAUUACAGAAGUGGGGAACCGAGCCAGCGUGCAUUUUGUAGCGCAAAACUUGUUGGAGAACGGUUGGUUUCCCGGUUCUCACGGCGAAAAUGAACUUACGAUGUUUUCUUCAGCAAAUACGUUCUCGCGCAACUUUUUUCUUUCACCAGCAUUUACGUCUGGAUUGACAUACAGCACGUCGCUGUGCGACAGUUUGCUGAUCAACCAGUUUUUCAACGGCCAGAUCAAGAAGAUCUUAGGUGAGUUCAUGUUCACAUCCCGUGCUAGUGACACAUGGGCUGCGUUGCGUGGUGACAAGUCGAAGCCGGAGACCCAGCGAAGCUCUCUGUUUGCUGUUGAAGUACCGCUGGACUUCGUGGGUCGCUGUUUCGAGUAUGUUUUUCAUUACCUGUUGUCAUCCGACGACAUUCUGGUGAUCGGACUCUAUCGCUGCCAUCCGUACAUGAAUGCUGCAAGCGCCGGUGAGCCCACGGCGCGAGUUGAAGUACCUGAAAAGGAUCGCAGCGUGCCUUUUGGCUAUGUCUAUGUAAACCCGCAGCCUUUUGAAGUCAUCACGGGUGACGACCUACUCUAUGUUCUAUCGAAUAAGCAGCCCUGCUGGGCUGACUCUCAAGACGCGUAG